AUGGUCUCCGUCAAGGAAGCACCCCUCCAAGCGGAGUUGACUCACGGACCGGAUUUAAGAAAAGAGCCAGUGCCUUUUCCAAUUACAAAAUCGGUUGAGGAUGUCGAUUUUCUCCAUGCGCAGCAAGCUUUCACUCUCUCGUUUGAAAACUUGACGGUUCAAGUCCCCGAAGUCAAGGGCAACUGCUUCAAUUGCCUCGACAAUCCGGUUGGUUUCGGAAUUCAAGAAUACCUUGGUACGCCCUUACAGCAAAGGGACGGCUAUUACGCUGUCCAAAUCUUAUCGGGUAUUAUUGGCCCCGGGAAGCUUGGUCUCUUUCUUGGGUCGAACAAAGCGUCCAUGUCUACACUCAUUCGCGCGCUCUGUGGUCGUUUUAACCAACGAGACGAUCUCUACGGCACAGUCUUACUCAACGGCAUGCCCAUGGGAGAGGCCAACCAAGGAUGGCGACGCUUGUCACCGUACGGACGGAUUCGAACUAUGGAUCAUAUUCAAUCCCGCGUCGAAUCCAUUCUGUCGACGUUGGGCCUGUCCCAUGUGGCGCAGACUGUGGUAGGAGACGAAAACUUGCGCGGCGUUUUUGGGGGCCAAAAGCGACUCGUGACAGUGAGGGAUAUGUUGACGGAUCCCAACACGCGAUAUCUCUGUUUGGAACAAAUCACCGAUGGAUUGUCGUCCACAGACUCUCUUUCGUUAGUCGAGUCACUCAAAAAGGGCUGUGUUCAGCGUAAUAUCUCGGGAAUUGUUUCUUUGCAACAGCCAUCAGACGAAAUAAUUCACUUGUUUGACAAGCUUUUAGUAUUGAGUGAGAAUGGAGAACAGGUCUACUUUGGUUCCAUCGAUCGCGAUGCUUUGAAAGCGAUUUGUUUGGAAGACAACCGAAGAGAUUCGGACUCUAUUUGCGACUUGGUGCUCCGCUCGAAUGCAAGCGAAUCUUUGAUUAAAAAAGCUAUGACUUUGCAUCGUUUCCAACAAUCUGCCGCGUACAAGAUCUUGGUUAGCGAACUGGCUGAAACGAAAAGUCUAGGAUCCUUAGCCCUCAAUCGUGACGUCAACACACUAUUGCCGCACAAAAACACUCGACCUCAAGUUGGUACCAGGUUCGUAUUCUCAUGGCCCCCGCCGGCAGAAGCUUAUUUUUAUUCGUAA
Phaeodactylum tricornutum CCAP 1055/1 is the source of this 1149-nucleotide messenger RNA. RefSeq lists its product with no specific name. NCBI's taxonomy places the organism in Eukaryota, Bacillariophyta, Bacillariophyceae, Surirellales, Neidiaceae. Bases 1 to 1149 code for a protein of 382 amino acids. The record is from RefSeq and is a predicted model, not a curated record. The transcript is spliced from 2 exons.